This is a messenger RNA of Colletotrichum navitas, 1845 nucleotides long. RefSeq lists its product as uncharacterized. The record is from RefSeq and is a predicted model, not a curated record. NCBI's taxonomy places the organism in Eukaryota, Fungi, Ascomycota, Sordariomycetes, Glomerellales, Glomerellaceae. Bases 402 to 1538 code for a protein of 378 amino acids. The transcript has 2 exons.
CAACACAAUUCAGCCAAGAAACUGAUAGGAAGUCUAGGGAUUCUUCAAGAUGCGGUUGAGGUAGCGGUGCACGGUGCAUCAGCGACUGAAACCGAGGCACUUCCUGAAAGGGAAACCCAGCUAACCUUGACAUGAUGACGACAAGACCUACAAAUAGGGCUGAGGAUGCACGGCCUAAGCAAGCAAAGCUCCUCGGUUACCUGUCCUCCCAACUGUUUCCCACUACUUCAUUCUCGGCCUCACUCACCUCUCCCCAUUCACUCCCUCCCUCGUCGGCUAUUGGCACUGCAACCCACCAGCGAGAUUCACCUGAAAGUUUUCUUUGACAGAUCCUACACGUGUAAGAAGCUUUCUUUGGGCACAUCACACGCCAAACCAAAAAAGAAUAGAAAAAGUUCACCAUGGCAUCAAACCAGCCCGCCGACGCGUCCGGGCCCCUGCCCGCCAUGCAGGAGCUCUCGCCGACGACAUUCCUGUACAACCCGCCCUCGGCGGUGCUGGACCCGAACUCGCCCAAACUCAUCGCUAUCUUCAGCUGGAUGUCGGCCCAGGACAACCACAUUGCAAAGUACACGUCGCGCUACAUGGCCCUUUACCCCUCCGCCAGCAUCCUCCUCGUCAAGUGCCCCUUCAUUCACACCCUCUCCGCCCGCAUCUCCAAGCGCGAGAUCAAGCCGGCCGUUCCGGUUAUCCGGGCCCUGGCCGACUCCACCCCGCCCUCCGAGGCCCGGCCCCAGCUGCUGCUCCACGUCUUCUCCAACGGCGGCGCCACCAACUUUGCAAAGUUCCUCGACAUGUACGCCGACGCCGACCGCGCCGGCCGCCUGGCGCUGCCCCCGCACGUCACGCUCUACCGCGCCCUCUCGGCGUCGAUGCCGAGGGUCCUCGCGCCCCUAGCGCACGUCUUCAUCGGCUUGUUCUGGUUGCUCCACGUUCCCUUCGGGCGGCGCGGCUUCUUUGGCAAGAUGUGGGCCACUCUGAGGCAGAAGGCGCUGCUGGCGAGCGAGAAGCGGCGGGCCUACCUGUACAGCAAAGAGGACCGGAUGAUCCACUGGACCGACGUUGAAAAACACGCCGAGGAGUCUAGGCAGGUUGGCUUCAAGGUCAGGACGGAGAGGUUUGAGGGGAGCCAGCACGUCGCGCACUCAAAGCUGAACCCGCCGAGGUACUGGGGGUUGGUCAAGGAGGUGUGGGGCGAGGACCUGAAGAAGGCCGAGCCACUGCUAAAGCAUGAUGAGGCCGCCUCGGAGCCAUCAAAGACGGCGCCGGAGCCCGAAGCGCCAAGGUUUACCCCGGAACUGGCAAAGACCACAAUAGAAUCUGAACCGCCAAACUUCACUCCCGAACAGCCAAUUAGCACGGUGGAAGCUAGAGCGCCAGAGGCGGCUCCGGCACCGGCACUUGCUCCGACAAUGCCCGCUCCGGUGCCUGUCAAGCCUGCGCCGCAACCCGAAGCCGCAAAGGCUGCUCCGCCGCCGCCAGAGGUGAAGCCGCCCAGGCCGAAGAAGGCCCCGACGCCGCCCCCGACAAUUCAAUGACGGCUUUCAGUGAUUCUCUCUGAGAUAGUUCCGUGAGUUUGUAGAUACUUGUAGGAUAGACUGGUAAUUCUUUAGGUAUACACUCUAGACCUUGCGUCGCUAUUUUUAUACUUCCCUGUCUUUAUUCGCGAAAUGAUGUAAAGUGCGUUUGCAGGCUUCAUGCAAAUUUGUGUUCAUGGUGUCUUCGCUGCGAGAUGUUAAAGGGAGCGUAGAACUGGCUAAUGAGAGGCCGAGAACGCCAGCCAAAAGCUAAGCCACGUACCUGCCUGCCCCCUGUUGGCCUCUUUUCACUGGCUAAUAUGCAUGC